Messenger RNA from Coniosporium apollinis CBS 100218, 1005 nucleotides. RefSeq lists its product as uncharacterized. The transcript is spliced from 2 exons. Bases 1 to 1005 code for a protein of 334 amino acids. NCBI's taxonomy places the organism in Eukaryota, Fungi, Ascomycota, Dothideomycetes. The record is from RefSeq and is a predicted model, not a curated record.
AUGAACUUACCUGCGGACAAGGACUCCCGCGCGAGAAUCGUGUUGCGGAAGCUGAAGUGGAUGGCGAUAGGCAUCCUGGCCCCAGAGGCUAUCGUAUGUGUGGCCGUUAGUGAGUGGUGUGAUGCGAAAUUCGUGUGCAAGGAGCUGUGGCCUUCUAAGACCGGCAGAGAGCUAGCGCAUGGCUUUCUUAUCGGAAUGGGCGGCAUUAUUAUCUCAACGACAGAUCAAGAGCGGAUACGUCUUCAAGUUGAUGAUUUCGUCCAAGCGGUCAAAAGAGGCAUCAUUGAUUUACCCGUGCUCGAAUCGAAGGAGAUUGAGGACAAGAGCAAGGCAGAUUGGGUGUCGAAAUCUGUUGCCUGUGUUCAAAUUGGAUGGCUGUUGACCCAAGUGAUCGGCCGCACUGCGCAGCACAUUUCAGUCACGCCCCUAGAAAUGUUCGCCUUGGGAAUUGUUGUAUGCGCUAUUACAACAUACGGUUUCUGGUGGCAGAAGCCUUUCGACGUACAAACGCCAGUGGUGAUCAAUACAGAGUUGGACUUCUCAACUCUAGAGAGCAGAUUAGCGGCCGAGAUUGAGGACUUGGACAUCGAAAGAUUUCCGGUGCACGUGAGUCUGCUGUAUAGUAUGGGCACUGGUAAGGGAAAAACUCAGGAUGUUUUCUUCGCGGUAGUAACAGCGACUGCUUCCAUUCUAUUUGGGCUCUGCCAUGUUGCGGCGUGGAGCUUUGCGUUUCCGACGUUUUGGGAACGCCUGCUGUGGCAGGUUUCAGCUAUCGCAUGCGUCACUCUUCCUGUGACGAUAGUCGGUCUCGCCUGGGUUUGGCGCGAACAGGAUUGGAGUGACUCGACAGAUGAGCUCAUUCACAAGCUGGUUUCCAUUCCUCUCUUCGGCCUAUAUACAAUAGUUCGAGUUUUGCUUCUCUUCGAAGUCUUCUUCAGCCUCCGGUCCGUCCCACCUGAUGUUUAUCAGACCGUAAAUUGGGCAGCGUACAUACCACAUAUCUAG